Messenger RNA from Ochotona princeps (American pika), 1294 nucleotides. RefSeq names its product solute carrier family 25 member 38 (gene SLC25A38). NCBI's taxonomy places the organism in Eukaryota, Metazoa, Chordata, Mammalia, Lagomorpha, Ochotonidae. Gene Ontology annotation, biological process: glycine import into mitochondrion. Gene Ontology annotation, cellular component: mitochondrion; mitochondrial inner membrane. The coding region runs from base 221 to 1141 and encodes 306 amino acids. Gene Ontology annotation, molecular function: glycine transmembrane transporter activity. The record is from RefSeq and is a predicted model, not a curated record. The transcript is spliced from 7 exons.
AGUUCCGGCGGCUUUUGCCUCGUAUGGGCCGCGCUCGGGAGCUGAGGCGGGCGGCCGUGGCGGAGCCGCGGAGCGCGGGGAGGAUCCCCGAGCGGUGUGCGGGCAGCCUCGGCCCGCGCGGGAGCGCGUCGGCCACCCCGGGGCCGGGCCUGGGCCCGGGCCGCCAUCCUCGGGGCCCGCCGCCGCCCUGGGCCCGCAGCGCUCGCGGGGCGCCCCGCCGAUGAUUCAGAAGUCGCGCCCGGCGCUGCUGCCGCCCCAGGAUGUGGGCGACACGGUGGGAACGCUCAUGCUGCAUCCGGGGAUCAAAGCGUUCCUGUGUGGCUCCAUCAGUGGCACCUGCUCCACCCUGCUCUUCCAGCCCCUGGAUCUCCUUAAAACCCGCCUUCAGACCCUGCAGCCCGCAGAGCAUGGGUCCAGGCGUGUUGGGAUGCUGGCCAUGUUCCUGAAGGUCGUGCGCACCGAGAGUCCUCUGGGUCUUUGGAAAGGGAUGUCUCCCUCCAUUGUGAGAUGUGUGCCCGGCAUGGGAAUCUACUUUGGUACUUUCUACUCUCUGAAACAGUAUUUCUUGCGAGGCCAUCCCCCUACUGCCCUGGAGUCGGUCCUGCUUGGCGUGGGCUCUCGCUCCAUUGCAGGGGUCUGCAUGUCGCCUAUCACAGUGAUCAAGACACGGUACGAGAGUGGGAGGUACGGCUACGAGAGCAUGUUCACAGCCCUGCAGAGCAUCUACCGCAGCGAGGGCCACAGGGGCCUCUUCAGCGGCCUCACAGCGACCCUUCUGCGUGACGCGCCCUUCUCCGGAAUCUACCUGAUGUUCUACAACCAGACCAAAAGCCUAGUGCCCCAGGGUAUGGACCAGCUGGAUGCAGCCAUUACUCCUGUUGUGAAUUUUGGCUGUGGAAUAAUUGCUGGGAUUUUGGCCUCACUGGUAACUCAACCUGCAGAUGUGAUCAAAACUCACAUGCAGCUCUCCCCGAUGAAGUUUCAAUGGAUUGGCCAAGCAGUGACCCUCAUUUUCAAAGAUUACGGGCUGCGUGGCUUCUUCCAAGGCGGGGUCCCCCGGGCCCUCCGCAGAACUCUGAUGGCAGCGAUGGCGUGGACAGUUUAUGAAGAGAUGAUGGCCAAGAUGGGCCUGAAGUCCUGACGAAAGGACCGGGGGCAGGGUGGGAUCUAUCACCCUGGUUGCUUUUUCUGCCAAGAGCUGCCUCGUCUCAGUCCCUGGAGUCAGAUGGAAUCCUGCCUGGUACACAGGCGGAAGGUCGUUGCCUCAACCACCCUGUCCGGGUGAGCAGAUGGA